Messenger RNA from Penicillium chermesinum, 2589 nucleotides. Its product is annotated as MCM DNA helicase complex subunit MCM3. Gene Ontology annotation, cellular component: nucleus; MCM complex. The transcript has 8 exons. NCBI's taxonomy places the organism in Eukaryota, Fungi, Ascomycota, Eurotiomycetes, Eurotiales, Aspergillaceae. Gene Ontology annotation, molecular function: ATP binding; ATP hydrolysis activity; single-stranded DNA helicase activity. Gene Ontology annotation, biological process: double-strand break repair via break-induced replication; DNA strand elongation involved in DNA replication; mitotic DNA replication initiation. The record is from RefSeq and is a predicted model, not a curated record. The coding region runs from base 1 to 2589 and encodes 862 amino acids.
AUGGACGGCGUGCAGUUGCGAGAUGAGGCAGCACAGGAUCGGAUCCGUGCUGCCACAGAGUUUCUUGAUCCUAGUGAUCCACGAGCGCGAAGCUAUCGAGCGGAGAUUGUGGUGAUGCUGAAUCGAGGAUUGCGUCGCUUGACUGUUAGCAUUGACGAAAUCCGUGCUCACAACCGAGAACUCGCCGAAGGGCUCUUGACCUCUCCAUUCGACUAUUCGGAAGCUUUCGACCGCGCCUUGAAAGAUGUGGUGAAGGCCCUCCCGGCGGCAGGACGGCCCAGGGAUACGUCUGACGAAGUGAAUUAUUAUUGUGCUUAUGUUGGAGCGUUUGGAGAGUUUUCCUGCAACCCGCGCACGUUAGGGUCCCAACAUUUAAAUCGCAUGGUGUCUCUUGAAGGAAUUGUGACAAAAUGCUCACUUGUCCGCCCUAAGAUUAUUCAGAGUGUUCACUACAGUGAGAAGAAGGAUCGCUUCCUCUCGAGAAGGUACCGUGACCAGACAAUGACCGCCAGCGGCGCCACAAGCUUGAAUGUUUACCCCCAAGAAGACGAGGAAAAGAACCCUUUGACUACCGAGUACGGCUACUCGACAUACAUGGACCACCAAUCGAUCUCUAUCCAAGAGAUGCCAGAGAGAGCGCCAGCUGGUCAACUUCCUCGCAGCGUUGAUGUAAUUUUGGAUGAUGACCUCGUCGACAAAGCCAAACCCGGUGAUCGAAUUCAGCUGGUUGGUAUCUACCGUACCCUCGGAAACCGCAACGCUGGCUCCGGCUCCUCAACCUUUCGCACCAUCGUGAUGGCAAACAAUAUAAUUCAACUCUCCUCAAAGAGCGGCGGCGGUAUCGCCCAGGCGACCAUUACAGACACCGAUAUCCGCAACAUCAAUAAAGUUUCCAAGAAGAAGAACGUGUUCGAGCUUCUAUCGCAGUCACUUGCUCCUAGUAUUCAUGGGCAUGACUACAUCAAAAAGGCCAUUCUGCUUAUGCUUCUUGGUGGUAUGGAGAAGAACUUGGAUAAUGGAACCCAUUUGCGUGGUGACAUCAAUAUCCUCAUGGUCGGUGACCCGUCCACUGCAAAGUCUCAACUCCUUCGUUUCGUUUUGAACACCGCUCCUCUCGCUAUUGCGACAACUGGUCGAGGUUCGUCCGGUGUCGGGUUGACUGCUGCUGUUACCACCGACAAGGAGACUGGCGAACGUCGUCUAGAAGCCGGUGCCAUGGUCCUCGCUGACCGUGGUGUGGUCUGUAUUGAUGAGUUCGACAAGAUGAGUGAUGUCGAUCGUGUUGCCAUCCACGAAGUUAUGGAACAGCAGACUGUCACUAUCGCUAAGGCUGGAAUCCAUACUAGCCUGAACGCACGAUGCAGUGUUCUUGCCGCUGCUAACCCUGUCUUCGGCCAAUAUGACCCACGGAAGGAUCCCCACAAGAACAUUGCUCUGCCUGAUUCCCUUCUCUCCCGUUUUGACUUGCUGUUCGUCGUGACCGAUGAUAUUGAGGAUACCAAAGAUCGGACGGUCUCCGAGCACGUCCUGCGCAUGCACAGAUACCGUCAGCCUGGUACUGAAGAGGGUGCGCCUGUGCGUGAGCAGCAGAAUCAAACACUUGGAGUUGGUAUCGAGGACCGCCAAGAUGCAAACCAACCCACAGAAGUAUUUGAGAAGUUCAAUAUCAUGCUCCACGGCGGCAUGAUUAACACUGGUCGCAACCGUGGAAAGAACGUUGAAAUCAUCAGCAUCCCCUUCGUCAAGAAGUACAUUCAGUACGCCAAGUCUCGAAUCAAGCCUGUCCUUACCAAGGGUGCUGCCGACCACAUCAUCGGCACUUACUCUGCCCUUCGAAACGAUGAAAUGUCUGGUAACCAGCGACGCACAUCUCCAAUCACCCCUCGUACCCUUGAGACCUUGAUUCGUUUGUCAACUGCUCAUGCUAAGGCCCGCUUAUCCAAUCGUGUCGAUGAGAAAGAUGCGAAGCACGCUGAAGCCAUUCUCCGUUUCGCCAUGUUCAAGGAGGUUGUGGAAGAUGAGCGCCGCAAGCGCCGUAAGGUGACGACCUUUGACGAAGACUCAGAGGACGAAAGUGAUCCUGAGCUUGAUGACGAUGAAGAAGAUGACACCCGCCAUACCCAACCCUCUACCACCGCAGGACGCACUACGACCCGGUCUCGCGGUGCAGCAAGCAGUGCCACUGUAGAGGUACCAAGCCAAAGCACUGCUAGCCCGAGUGCAACACGCAGUAGCCGGCGUAACCAGACUGAUUCACAGAUGUCUGUUGCCUCGUCUCAGCCUGCUUCGCAUCUUGUCGAAUCGCAGACCGACACACAGUCGACCUCUGCGUCCGAUCCUCCCAUCACCCCUGCCCGUCUGACGGUCUUCCAGCAGGCUCUGGGUCCUCUCAUGGGCACCCGGGUCUUCAAUAAUGGCGAUGAGCACAAUGUCAACGAUCUAAUUACUGCAGUGAAUGAUGCAGUUCGUACAAGCCAUGGAGCUGCUCAUGUGUUCUCGCAACCCGAAGCCUUCCAGGCCCUGCGUAAGAUGAACGAGGAGAACCGAUUAAUGUUCCUUGAGGAUGAAGAGAAUGUCUAUCGCAUUUAG